This is a messenger RNA of Chenopodium quinoa (quinoa), 2005 nucleotides long. Its product is annotated as protein EMSY-LIKE 3-like. Gene Ontology annotation, biological process: defense response to fungus. Gene Ontology annotation, cellular component: nucleus. Lineage: Eukaryota; Viridiplantae; Streptophyta; Magnoliopsida; Caryophyllales; Amaranthaceae. Bases 432 to 1784 code for a protein of 450 amino acids. The record is from RefSeq and is a predicted model, not a curated record. The transcript has 11 exons.
UUCUCUACACCCAACAAACUAGAGAAAAACAUCAAAGCGGAACUCAAAAUUUUUAUCAACUAAAAAAAAUGAAAAAAAAAGAGUUAACUAAAAAUGUUUCAAGUCCGCGUUUCUUCUCAACCCUUCAACACCACCGCAUUCUCUCUCUUUCUCUCUCCUCAUUCAACCCUAAUUCGCAUCAAUUUCUUUCUCCAAUUCCAUUUUCCCCUCUUUUUUCACCUGAUCUUCAUCCCUAAAUCCCAACUUUUCAUGUUUUUCACUUUUAGAUCGAUUUCCGAUCUUUUCCCCCUUUUUUCUGACUUGAUCUGGGGUUGUCAUUUUGUGGGGUGUUUCUGCUGUUCGACUGAAAAAUUCGGGUUGAUUUGAAGGAGUGGUUAUGGAUUACGAUCUUUCCGACAGCAGUGAGCAUCUAAACAUUUAAUUAUAUACUUAUGGGGGAAGGGACGGAUGAUGAUCUUCCACCACCUCAUCAAAAUAGAUUUGCAAGAAAUGCACGUGUAGCUGGGAAUGGGAGGUCUGCAGUUGCUGCCCCUGCUUCAUAUCCAAGGAUGCCAAAUAAUGACAUGGAAACCCAAAUCCAUAUUAUUGAACAAGAUGCGUAUUGCUCAGUUUUGCGGGCCUUCAAGGCUCAAUCCGAUGCCAUUUCUUGGGAGAAGGAAAGUUUGAUAACGGAAUUAAGGAAGGAGCUGAGGGUGUCAGAUGAGGAACAUAGGGAGCUUUUAUCAAGGGUGAACAAUGAUGAUAUGAUCCGUAGAAUAAGGGAGUGGAGAACGGCAAAUGGGCAACCAGGCAUGCUUAGCUCUUCGCAACCUGUUCACGAAUCUGUACCUAGUCCAACUGUUUCAGCCUCGCGUAAGAAACAGAAAACAGGACAGUCAGUGUCGGGAUUAUCUGUUGGUGCACCAUCUCCGACCUUGCAUCCUAAUAUGCAACCAUCUUCUUCGAAUUUGAAACGAGGCCCACCUCCAGGAUCACGACCCAAAAAGACAAAACCAACUUUGCCAUACCCUUCUCCUGCUCCUCCAGGAAGGCCUCAGGUAGCCAAUCGUAGUACAUCAGGCAAUUUUGCUGCUAAUGACCCUUCUGAUACUGAGAAUUAUGGAAAGAUCGGGAAAAGAGUAUGGACAAGAUGGCCGGAAGAUAACAAUUUCUACGAGGCAAUUAUAACAGACUUUAAAGAGGGCCGGCAUGCUUUAGUUUAUGAUAUGAAUACGCCAAACGAAGCAUGGGAAUGGGUCAAUCUGAAGGAGAUAUCCGAUGAAGACAUCAAGUGGGAGGGUGAGGGUUCUGGAAUAUCCCAUAGAGGAGGUCGAACUGGUCAAGGUCGUGGUUUUAAGAAGUCUUCGGCCCGUGGUGGAGCAGUUGCUGGUGUGGGGAGAGGUCGUGGGACCUUAAAGGGCCAGACCAAGAAGGAUUUGCUUAUGCCCCAGAAUGGUAUUGGAAGAAAAGGAUUGGGAGAUAUUGAAUUACUUCAUACUGAUACUCUAAUUAAAGAGGUGGAGAAAGUUUUUAGUGCUAAUCAUCCAGACCCAAUGGAGGUUGAGAAAGCCAAGAAAGUGUUAAAGGAGCAUGAACAAGCAUUGGUAGAAGCUAUUGCUAGGCUUCAGGAUGCAUCUGAUGGUGAAAGUGAUGGGGGAGAGCAUCCCUUCUCACAAGGACAGUCAAUGGAUCGAGAGCAAGGAUGGAGGAAACGGCAAUAUGAUGAAAUGGGAGAAGGUAGGGGAAUGGAAGGUCCAGAUGGUGAUAAAGGCAGAGUUCCCUCAGAAAAGAAGCAAGAAGCUUAGUCUAUGUAUCUGAAUCAUUGGCAUUUGCCAGAUUGUACCAUUGUCCAUUUAGAAUUAUAGGUGAUCAUUAGGGGCAGUAGGUAGUGGGAGGUGUAGAUUUUUGUAUUAGUACUCUCCAGUUAUGUAUUUUUAACCAAAAACAAUAGAAGUUGGUUCGUGUAAAUCUGUCAGAUUCGUAAAUUUAUAUAGAAUUGUUUUAGUAAUGCACAUUAUUGCCUUAA